UAUGCAAUGCCAGAUGAACAUAGACGGCGGUAGAAUUGGGUGGUCUAAUUGCUUUAAUAGUCAAGCAUGGGUGGGCCUAUGGUGAAUGUGAAACAAGGUUGGCUUCGCGGUACGAUUGUGAAAAGUGUCGUUGGAGGAUCCUACAUCUCUUUUAAGGGAAUUCCAUUUGCAGCGCCUCCUCUAGGGGAUCUGAGGUUUUCGGAUCCUCAACCCCCACGACCUUGGACUGGCGUCCGAGAUGCUUCUAAAGAGGGGCCAAAGUGUAUUCAAAUAGACUACAUAACAUCGAACAUGGUCGGCGAUGAAGACUGUCUGUACCUCAAUGUAGCAACCACAUCUUUAAAAGGAUCGCGGCCAGUGAUGGUUUGGAUUCACGGAGGAGCUUUUAUAAUGGGCGAUGGAGGUGAUGACAUGUUUGGUCCAGAUUACCUGAUGAAGCAGGACAUUUUAGUCGUCUCGAUACAAUACAGACUUGGUGUCUUCGGUUUCCUGAAACUCGAUCACGAGGUGGUGCCUGGUAAUAUGGGUCUGAAAGAUCAAGUGGCAGCUCUGAAAUGGGUUAAGGAAAACAUCGCCCAGUUUGGUGGCGAUCCAAACAAUGUUACUCUCUUCGGAGAAAGUGCGGGCAGUUCCUCGGUGCAUUAUCAACUCGUAUCGCCGAUUUCUAAAGGUCUUUUCCACAAGGCCAUUAUGCAGAGCGGAACAAUGCUGUUUCCUUGGAUAGGGACUCCACUGUCAGUCGAAACUGCUCGACGCUAUGUCGCUGUUCUUGGAAAAGAAAUCACUGAUCCUCACGAGAUUGUUGAGUAUCUGCGCACUGUUCCGGCUGCCAAGCUUAUAGAAGCUCAAGAACAAUUUCAGACUGAUGAGGACAGGUUUAAAUUCUUAACUCCAUUUCGACCGAGCGUCGAUGACAAAAGCAAAGAGCCGUUCAUGCCGAAACCCCCUGAAGAACUUGCAGUGGAAGGUUUUGACGUGCCUGUGAUCAUUGGUUACAACAGUCAUGAGGGAAUUUUGUUCUUGUUGACACCUCAUGAUUGGAUGUUUGAAGAACUCGAUAAGAAUUUCGAGCGUACGGUGCCUGCAGAUUUGAUUAUGGAAAAUCCAUCAAAAGUAUCUCAGGUUGCGGAUGAGUUGAGAAAGUUUUACUUCAAGGAUAAACCAAUAACCACAGAUGCAGUAAGUGACUUAGUCCGGUAUUACGGAGAUACGUAUUUCCUCAACGGGACCCAAAAAGUGGUUGAAUAUCAGCAGAAGAAGAGGACGCCGACGUACUUUUACAAGUUUUCUUACGACAGUCCCAAGUCCUUGACAAAAUUAGUUUACAAAAGCUCGAUGAAAGGUACAUCUCACGAGGAUGAAGUCCCGUAUCUAUUUCAUCCUUUGCGCUUUGCCGAUCAACUUAAAAUUGAACCAAACUCAAUCGAGCAAACAGUGUCCGAUAGGUUUGUCAAGAUGUGGACAAACUUUGCAAAAACCGGAAAUCCGACACCCCAGAUCGAUGAUUUAAUUACUGUGAAAUGGGAUCCAGUAACACGGACAACGAAAAAUUACUUGGAAAUUGGUUCGGAGCUUUCCGCUGGUGUAAAUCCGGAUGAAGAGGUCGAGUUGCUGUUCAAGAGAAUCUCUGAUAUCGUUAAGAGUAACCUUUCACAAGGCGAAACAAAUGAUUGAUCAAACAAUUUGUUCCACGAUAAUUGUGAGAACGACGUUACGCA
Neodiprion fabricii is the source of this 1718-nucleotide messenger RNA. RefSeq names its product esterase FE4-like. The transcript is spliced from 9 exons. The record is from RefSeq and is a predicted model, not a curated record. The coding region runs from base 67 to 1674 and encodes 535 amino acids. NCBI's taxonomy places the organism in Eukaryota, Metazoa, Arthropoda, Insecta, Hymenoptera, Diprionidae.